UAAUAGCUUUGUCAUGUGAUAGAAAGCAGUUGUAAGAAGACAGGUGCCCUCGGUUCAUUCUCGGAGAGGGGAGCUGCAGUUUUGCCUCGCCAGUGGGGAACUAAAGCGUGCGUGGAUUUGUCUCUCUCUUUUUUUUUUCUUUUUUUUUUUUUUUUUACUUGAAUCCUUUUUUAUUUUUUGGUGUCAUUUUACGCGUGUUGUUUGCAGCGUGUGCACGGAGGUUGGAUUUUUUUGUUGUUGUUGUCCUUUUUCCGAAGCGUCAUUCAGUAGCUGGAUGGCGUGGGACAGGUGUAACCAGCAGGACUCGGUGUGGAGAGAAUUAGAGUGUGCUGCCUUGGUUGGCGAAGACCAGCCCCUCUGCCCGGACUUACCCGAACUUGACCUCUCCGAGCUGGACGUCAGCGACCUGGACGCUGAUGGCUUCCUGGGCGGCCUCAAGUGGUACAGCGACCAAUCGGAGAUCAUUUCCGCUCAGUAUGGCAACGAGGCCUCCAAUCUUUUUGAGAAGAUAGAUGAAGAAAAUGAGGCCAACUUGCUGGCAGUGCUUACAGAGACCCUGGACAGCAUCCCGGUGGAUGAGGACGGCCUGCCUUCAUUCGAGGCUCUGGCAGACGGGGACGUGACCAAUGCCAGUGACCAGAGCUGUCCCUCCUCCCCGGAAGACCUGCCCGCUACUCCAGAGGAGCCCGAGGAACCCUCUCUGCUGAAGAAGCUCCUCUUGGCGCCCGCCAACACCCAGCUGGGCUACAAUCAAUACACAGGUAGCAAGGCGCAGAACCAUGCAGCCGGCAGCAACAACAACCACCGCAUCAGACCACCACCUGCCGUCGUCAAGACAGAGAGCCACUGGAGCAGCAAAACGAGGGGGGUCUCCGGCCAGCAGAGUCGCUCUUUGAGGCGGCCUUGCACCGAGCUGUUAAAGUACUUAACAGCCACCGACGACAUCCUCCUCCACACUAAAGCCAGCGACGUAAAGGGCGGCCACUGUGCCUCCUCUUCGUCCUCCUCGCCAUCCUCGUCGUCCACCUCCUCAUUCUCCUCACUUUCCUCCGUUUCCUCCUCCUCGUCCUCCAAGAAGAAGUCCGCCGUGCCAGCUCAGCAGCAUCAGCAGCAUCCGCCGCAGCGAGCCAAACCAACCACCUUGCCACUUCCUUUGACCCCAGAGUCUCCAAAUGACCACAAGAGAUCUUCAUCGUUUGAGAACAAAACCAUUGAGUGCACAUUAGGUGUGGCGAUUGCUGGAACCCCAGGUCUGACACCACCUACCACACCCCCAUACAAAGACAGUCCAGAGAAUCUUUUCAAAGCAUCGCUCAAAACCAAGUUGUCCUCAUGUGUCUCCUCAGCUUCGGCGUACAAAAAAGCAAGGCUGGGCGAGUCAGGCCCGGGUGCCGUGGCCCCCAGCGCCUCAGGUGGUGGCAUUGCCAGGAAGGGUCCUGAACAGACUGAGCUGUACGCCCAGCUGAGCAAAGCGUCCACCGUCCUCCCUUACUCUGCCACACAGCAGCGAGUGGCAGGGAGCGGACCGGAAGAGCGUCGCUGCAGUGCUGGUGGAAACAAGCCAGGUUCCUCCCGAGGGUACAGCGACCAUGACUAUUGCCAGGCGUCGGCUAGUGUUAAGAAGGACGGUACCACGGCCCCCUGCGCCCCCACAGAGGCUCAGACCCGGUGUUGCCCGGCUGCUCCUGGGCUUAUAGGUGAUUUUGGAUUUAAGGACACCACGCCACACUCUUCAUCUACUGGUUCUUCUAGUUUGGUCUCCACUGCUGUAGAAAAUGAAGUAUUAAGGAAGGAAUCGCCGACCCCGACCUCUCAGUGCCAGGACCCCUCAUAUGCCGUCAACCGGAAGUUUCUGUAUGACCUGGAGAUCCGAGCAGAACUCAACAAGCACUUUGGGCUCCCCUUGAAAGCCCUGUCCAGUGCCGGUGAAGCAGAGACGGCUGCGUCCCCGCAGUCUAUUGAGGAUGGCGAUUCCCAUAGGCUACCUGGUUCAGGACUUCUGUCCCUGCAUGAUGAGCUGGAUUUGGGUGUAGGCCAAGAGAGUCGGUUUCUUUACCCGUGGGAGGGCACCCCUUUGGACCUCCUCUUUGACUGCUCCCCGUCCUGUUCUCCACCAUUGAGCUGCUCCCCCUCCCGAAGCACCCCGUCUCCGCUGCCGUCCUCCCUGCUGUUGUUGCCCGGCGGGUCUCUCCGAUGGAGCGGCGCUGGCUCGCGCUCCCGUUCUCGGUCUAGCUCUGGAUCCCGCGGCUCUUCUUGGCGCCACCGAAGACGCUCGCUGUCCAGCUCACCUGAUAGACACCCUACCUCCUGGUCUCGUCACAGCAAUGACUUCAGCAGUUUUCGUUCCAGAAGCCAAAAGAGCCCCCGGCCUCAGUCUCAGUCUCCUCUCUGUCGCAGGCCAAGGUACGACAGCUACGAGGACUAUCAGCACGACCGACUGAAGAGGGAGGAGUACCGACGGGACUUUGAGAAGCGGGAGUUCGAAAGGGCCGAGCAGAGGGACAGGCAACACCAAAAAGCUAUUGACGAGAGACGGGUGGUGUACGUGAGACGACUCAGGUCCGACUGCACCCGCGCCGAGCUGAAGCACCGCUUUGAGUUCUUUGGCGAGAUUGAGGAAUGUGCCAUCAACUUGAGAGACGAUGGGGACAAUUUUGGCUUCAUCACAUACCGCUACAUGUGUGACGCCCUCACUGCCCUCGACAACGGACACACCUUGCGCCAGUCUGACGAGCCCCGCCUCGAGCUAUGCUUCGGCGGACAAAAGCAGUUGGGCAAAUCCCAUUACACUGACUUGGACUCCCACUCAGACGACUUCGAUCCGGCCUCCACCAAAAGCAAGUAUGACUUGUUGGAUUUCGACAGCUUGCUGCAGGAGGCUCAGGGCAGCCUGAGGAGGACUUUUUCCACAUUGCUCUGUUCGCGUUUGAUUCUGUGAAUGCCAAACAAAAGUUUACAAUUUUUUUUCUUGAAUUUUUUACAAAGUAUUUGAUGUACAAUAAUAAAAAUAAUAGUAAUAUCAUUCACGGUAAUAAUACAAAUGGGGGAAUAUAUAUGCAUAUAUAUAUAUAUAUAUAUAUAUAUAUAUAUAAGCAAUAAUUAUUUUUCAAAAGUGUAUUUUAAGCGCUGAUUUUUAUUUUUAUUUUAUUUAUUUGGUUUCUUAUUCAAGACCACAUUGCUGUUCCCUUUAAAGUCAGGGGUGAGGAAGCUGCUAAGCUUGGGCCAAAUAUGGUACGCUUGUGCAUUUAAGUGGGCCCGUCGUGCAAUUUUAAAAAACGGUCCCAAAAAGUAACAACGCAAAAAAAUUGCAACCAAUGGUAGCUCCUCACCCCUGUUUUAAGACCUUUCAAAGUUGGUCUUGAAAAAAACUUCAAUAUUUCAGAAAGUAAUGAGGCUCCCAUCAGACGUAAGAACGUUAAGAAAAAGAGGAAGAAAACGUUCUUGUGUUGUUUUUGUUGAUAUCUUGUAUAGUGUUUAUGGGUAUCGUGACCCAUUGUGUAGAUUUGGCUUUAAAUAAAUGUAUUAAUAAUAAAUAAAAAAAACCGCUUUGUAAAUGGUGUAGAGUAGCAAUAUCAAGAUUCUAAUUUGUACUAUUGAGAACUUUUGAGGACUAAGUCACUGCUUUGGUGUCCAUGUUUUGUUUGGGAAGGACAAUAUGUUUGUGUGUGUGUGUGUGUGCGUGUGUUGAGAGAUGUGUGUGUUUUAUCCACGUUGCCUUCUGCCAAGUUCUUACCAAUGCCUUUUGUGGUUCUACCUUUUCUUGUUCCACUUUUCUUGUCAAUUUUCAUGUUUUUUUGUUUUUUUUUAAAUGUGCAAUUCUCAUUCGCCUCACAAUGCCAAUAAAGGGAAAAUGUGUUUGAAA
Messenger RNA from Nerophis ophidion (straightnose pipefish), 3862 nucleotides. RefSeq names its product peroxisome proliferator-activated receptor gamma, coactivator 1 alpha (gene ppargc1a). Gene Ontology annotation, cellular component: nucleus. Bases 275 to 2938 code for a protein of 887 amino acids. Lineage: Eukaryota; Metazoa; Chordata; Actinopteri; Syngnathiformes; Syngnathidae. The record is from RefSeq and is a predicted model, not a curated record. Gene Ontology annotation, molecular function: RNA binding; transcription factor binding. The transcript is spliced from 14 exons. Gene Ontology annotation, biological process: positive regulation of transcription by RNA polymerase II.